This is a messenger RNA of Hypoxylon trugodes, 738 nucleotides long. RefSeq lists its product as uncharacterized. Lineage: Eukaryota; Fungi; Ascomycota; Sordariomycetes; Xylariales; Hypoxylaceae. The transcript is spliced from 2 exons. The coding region runs from base 1 to 738 and encodes 245 amino acids. The record is from RefSeq and is a predicted model, not a curated record.
AUGUCCGACCUUCCCAUCUACGGCCCACUCCCGAAUCCCUCCACCCAGCAAGGGCAUGGCUUCCAGCUUAACCCAGAAACUGGCGACGCGAUAGACUUCGCCGACGAUGAAGGAGAUGGUGGCCUUGCGAUCCAGCCGAGACCUAAGCGCAUAGGACGUAUACCCUCGAAGAUGGGAGACACACUCCCGUUUUACUAUAAGGCAUGGGGCUUGAGGCACAAAUACCGUCCAUUCGAUGAAGUUUUCGAAAUGGAUCGAUGGCUAACCGAUAUCCAUAGUUGCUUGACUAAUCUUGAGCUCCAUGUCGUUAAAAGCGAGCUAGCCAGUGCGCGUCUCCCCUUGACUCGAGCCGAAUACCAGUCAGCAUUAUCCACCUAUGCGCUGGUGCGCACGACUGGAUGGAGCCGUGGCGAAGCCUUAUCCCACGUUGAAUUUCUUUACAACCUCAGCUCUCGACGCUCGAAAGUACGUGCGUACAGGUACCAUAAGCUCGACACGACUGACGUAGCUGACGAGACUGACGACAAAACAAACAUGGAUGACUGGGUAGCCGAGCGAAUUAUUUGGUGGCGCCGUGGAAUUCGGGGUCGUGAGUAUCUCGUGAAGUGGGUUGGGCAUUUACCCACAGAUAACACUUGGGUACCUGCGCGCGAAUUGAAGAAUCGCAAGACCCUCAUCGCUAGGUUCAAAGCUGCCGAGAGGUCCAGGCCGUUGCCAUCGGUGGGCGGCCUGGGGUGA